UCACUGCUCAUGUGCAGAUUUUUUAUCGGUGAAAAAAAUAGGCCGAUUUAUUAGCCCAUUAUUGCCGCGAAAAUCGGCCGAUCGGCAAAAUCGGCCGAUUUUUUCCAACUUUCCCGAUUAAAAAAAAAUGGCCAAAAUACCGAAAAACGGCCGAACAAAUAGCCCACUAACGAUCCGAAAAUCGGCCGAUUUUAUUUUCGGCCAAAAAAUCGGCCGAUUUUCGACCCAUCUAUGGCCUGCACUAAGGAAGACAAAAAGAAGAAGAGAAGAGAAGAAAGAA
Staurois parvus is the source of this 280-nucleotide messenger RNA. The record is from the annotation of a GenBank genome assembly. Lineage: Eukaryota; Metazoa; Chordata; Amphibia; Anura; Ranidae.